UCCUCGUUCUUUCCAGUUCCGUCUCAUCUCUCGCGCUCGCGCCAGGGCUGGGCUCAAAACCUCCCUCCUUCUCCCGGUCCCGCACAAUUCUUUACUCCUCCGCCCACAAACUUCUUCUUCUCAAUCCACACACUCUUUUCACAACCCCGCGGAGUAAGCCUACCAUCUCGGCGCGCACCGGCGGACACAAUUCUCACAAGGCGAGUGCCUGGUAUCAAGAGCCAAUCUUGAUCAGCAGCAACUCACUCGGUCGGCACUAGAUCUAGGUGAAGAAUCCCCGUCUUUCGUUCAUUUGCCGCCACUCAAUUAUCACGAGACAAAGAUCCCUCAAGCCCCUAACACCUACCACUGACUCAAACUCACCCAAUACCGUCAUUUACCUUGUCCUUCGUUCACGAUGACCGCUCACAAUAGCACGGGGAUGAUGCGAGUCUUCCUUGUCCAGACGGCCCAGGGACUGAACCCCUCAUCGGGCGGCUACAAGGCGAACGUCAACCUCCUCCGCACCCUCAGCAACCAGGGCCACGCCACUGCCCAAAUCUGUUACGCGAUCGAGGAUGAAAUCCACCACUACGCCAGGCGUGCCGAGCUCAACGGCAUCAAGCCCAACGUCACUAAGACCGCCCUGUCCGUUGUCGACCCUGCCGGCGAGGCUCACAAACUGGUUAUCAAGACGUUCACUGACGAGUACAAUGUUCACAAUGAAGACACCCGCGACUACUUGGAGCGUGACGUAUUGACCAAGCGAAUGGCGUCCCUUGUGAAGCUCUUCUCUGACCACAUCACCGAGUUCCAGCCGACUCAUGUCAUCUUCAACGACCCGGUCACCAUGAAGAUCUCGGCAUUGCACCCCAACCGCAGCACGUUCAAGCGCAUCGACAUCAUUCACACGGCUGAACAGCUUCCCUUUGGCCCCUUUGUUGCCGGUGUUGACGGCCACUGUCUCUCUCCCACCGUUGAGAAUCGCAUGCUCCGCGAGCUUGAUGGAAUCUGGACCGUCUCAAAGGCUGUCAAAGACUACGCUUGGAACCACGGCCGGCUGAUGACCACAUUCCUUGUCCACCCUCCCAUGACGUAUCUGGAUACGGUGACGGGAGGCAUGCCUGUUAUCCGCAACAACAUUGACAAGGAAGAAAUCGGCAUGGUCAACCCCUGCCCCCACAAGGGCCUUCCGAUCCUCGUUGCUCUUGCUACCAAGUUUCCUCACCUCAACUUUGUCACCUGGAAGAGCUGGGGUUCCCAACCCGCCCACAUCGCGCAGCUCCAGGCGCUCCCCAAUGUGACGAUUGAGCCCACCACUAGAAACACAGACGAGAUUUGGGACCGCAUCAAGGUCCUCCUGGCUCCCUCUUUGUGGUAUGAGGCCUGGGGCGUCGUUGUGACUGAGGCCCAGCUGCGUGGAAUUCCUGUCAUUGCGUCCAACGCUGGUGGUCUCCCCGAGGCCAAGAUUGGCCUUCCCUAUUGCAUCCCAGUCAAGGAGGUCACGGGCCGACGCCAUGCCAACGGCGACUAUGUGGUUCCCACUCAGGAUAUCACCCCGUGGGAGAAGGCUCUCGAGAAGGUCAUGGCCGACAGGGAGGAGUACCAGGCUCUGCAGACUCUCACUGCCACCAAGUCCAGCGAGUGGCUCCGUGGUCUGUGCCCUCGUGCCCACGAGAAGUGGCUCCUCUCGAUGAUGGAGCAGAAGUAG
Molecule: messenger RNA, 1690 nt
Organism: Chaetomium fimeti
Lineage: Eukaryota; Fungi; Ascomycota; Sordariomycetes; Sordariales; Chaetomiaceae
Exons: 4
Coding region: 398-1690 (430 amino acids)
Source: RefSeq, a predicted model, not a curated record